Impatiens glandulifera is the source of this 669-nucleotide messenger RNA. RefSeq lists its product as uncharacterized. The transcript has a single exon. The record is from RefSeq and is a predicted model, not a curated record. Bases 1 to 669 code for a protein of 222 amino acids. NCBI's taxonomy places the organism in Eukaryota, Viridiplantae, Streptophyta, Magnoliopsida, Ericales, Balsaminaceae.
AUGCGCGAAAUGUUCCAUGCCAAUGUGAACAAUAACAAUAACAACAACAACCUAGAUGGAGGUCAGCAGCAGGUAAACAAACAAUUCAUGGACUUCAAACCAGCUGAGUUCAAGGGAAGCACCGAUCCCAUAGUUGCUGAAGAAUGGAUUCAGUCCCUGGAAACAAUCUUUGAGUUCAUGAAAAUCAGUAAUGGGGAUAGUGUGCGGUGCGUAACUUUUAUGUUUAGAAACGAUGCUCGCAUCUGGUGGCAAAGAGCAAAGUCUGUUUUAGACCUUUCUGCUGUGACAUGGGAAGACUUCAAGGACACCUUCUAUGGUAAAUAUUUCACCCUUAGCACUAGAAAUAAGUUGGCCCGUGAAUUUUUGGAGAUCCGUCAAGGUGAAGCUAGUGUGGCUGAAUAUGUAAAGAAAUUCGAAAGGGGGAGAUAUUUUGCUCCCAUGAUUCUUGGGAGUGCUUCAAUGGAGCUUAACCAUUUUAUGGAGGGGCUCAAUGCUACUAUCAAAAGGGACGUGCGUCUUAGUGGAGCAACUACUAUGAGAGAAACAAUUAAGAAGUCGCUAAUGGCAGAAAAGGACAGUGCUGAUAUUAUCAAGGAGUCCCAAGCUAAGAGAAACAACUAUUUUGGAAGGGAUUUUCAAGGACCCAGCUCUAAAAGACCUUUUCAGUAG